Messenger RNA from Melampsora larici-populina 98AG31, 1251 nucleotides. RefSeq lists its product as uncharacterized. Bases 1 to 1251 code for a protein of 416 amino acids. NCBI's taxonomy places the organism in Eukaryota, Fungi, Basidiomycota, Pucciniomycetes, Pucciniales, Melampsoraceae. The record is from RefSeq and is a predicted model, not a curated record. The transcript has 6 exons.
AUGACGAUCCAGAGGUAUCUUGCUGAGCUACAGGUCGCACGGGAAACUAUUGCGAAUAUUAGUCAACAGAAUCCAGCGCAUAAUAGGGCAUACCUGCAAACGCAGUGGGAACGUCAGCGCGAGUUACAGCUUAAUGCUAUCAAUGUAAGGUCUAAGGAGAAGCGUGCGCGCCUGGAGGUUCUGAUCAAGCUUGAAGAAGACCUUUUGGAAGCACGGCAAGUCUUGACUUCUGAUAAUUCCAUAUUUCAUCAUCAUCAUAUUUACAUUACUAACCUACAUACAUGGUCCAGUCAGCAAAUGAGGGACAUGGACGCAGCUAAUGAUCCUAUUCGAACCGCUGAGCAACGUAAUGCCCUGCUUGACCUGCCUAGAACGCUUGUCGAACUCGAGGAAAAGAUCCAAGAGGUAGCAGAUGAAGUUGGCAAUACUGAGCUGCUGAAUGCUCGUCGACGUGGAAAUGACCGAGUGAAAGCUGUCCUGACAGUACAGGUUGCUUUAGGCUUCUUGUACGAGGCCAAAUUUGGUGCAGAACAACAGCAAGUGGACGCGGGGAGAAGGACACGUGCGACUCAACAGCCAAGAAAUGAGCAACUUCGGACCAAGAAGCGGGCCUUACUGAAGAAGAAGCUCAAUACGUACUUAAGGCAUGCGGCGCGGUACAAUGCGCAAUAUCGACCGGUACCGCGUUUGUUAGAGCCAACCUUUGACGAAGUGGUGGCUAUGGAUAUGCUUCAUCCCUUUUGGGACGAAGCUGCUCUGAAUCACCCAGAUGAGCCAUGGGCGUCUUGCCAGAUUACCAAAGAUGGUAUUGUGGCCCUUAGAAGUGAGGUGUCGUCUGAAGAAGAGAUGCGGCGGCUGGGUCGCGAGGUUAGACAGAUGAUGGGUUGGGGAAUCGACUAUCAAAGACGUUUGGAAGCAACCAAGCCCCACGAGGGAAAUGCGCGAGUGGUAGAGUGGAACUCCAUCCACAGUGGGCUGGACAAACGAACGUGUCGUCUAUGGAAGCAAUGGGAUCGAGGCCUCAUUGAGGCUGUUCAUAUUACGAAAGAGUAUGUAGAAGGAAUUGCUGAGACUGAUGUUGAACUUAUACAACAGUGGGAAGAGAUGGUAGGGCGAACUGCGGAUACAUGGGAAGCAAUCUUAGGGGUCCCAGUGUUUUGGACCGAGGAGGAGUUUGAUGAGCAACCUGCGGAAGAGGACCAUGAUGAGGAGAUGGAUUGGAUCAGAGAACAAUUUUUUUAUUUUGUAUGA